UGAAGACUUCUGCGGCAACUGCCUGCGUACUCAGUACUCUUAAGACUACUCACCCGCCCUCCUUCAAGAGUUGCGCAAAUAUUCAGCCUCGCCAGGAACAAAUGGGCCAGGAACUGAUAUUUCGAACCAUUGACGAAUCGCUUCGCCCGAGAGGUCCCUAACGCAACGCAACCCCCAUCGCGCCAUUGCCUUCACCGCCUCUAGCCCACGAGCCAACGGAACCCUCGAUCAAUUUUCGAUCGCUAGUUGACGUGGUAAAGCUUGCGUCCAACCGUCGCUCCCAUUCGAGCAUCCAUCGGACCCCCACCACACCUUGAACAGUGGGUGCACAGUGCCGAAUUUGGCCUGUCACUCUGAGCAACCCCGCCGGCGGUUCUGCCACGAUCGAUAAUCGCCAGAAUACACACAAAAUAAACCCUCCUCGCUGACCCCGGCUGCCGGGCGUCACAUCACGAGUGCGCCGCAACAAUGUGGUGGCUUAUCAACGCUUGCUCGAGCGCUAUCUUCCUGCUCAGCAUCGUCCUUUCGAUACCCAUCGCCUUCGAUGUUGGGGGCCGCGAUGCCGGGCUGGCCUACUCGCUCUCACUCUUCCUCUUCUACCUCUUCUACAGCAUCAGCAAACUGCUGACGCCGGAGAAGUCGCGGAUACGCUGGUUCUUCAAGAGCCUGGUGGGCCUGUCGCAGUGGAUCGUCAUCCCUACGCUGCUGAUCUGGUCGCUCAACCGGUUCUCGGUCGAUGCGGGGAGCACUGGUUGGGUAUCACGGACCUUUUCCCACAUCACAUCGACGCACCACAAGACAUGGAAGCAGUGGUUCUUCGGCCAGGAAGGGUUCGUCGAGACGGUGGCCCUGGGCGCUUGGGACAAGACGCUGAGCUAUUCGAGCCCCGUCUUCCAGCUGCUGGAGGGCUUCUGCAGCUUGUUGGUUAUCCAGGCCGCUGGCCAGAUUACGAGGUGGCUCGUCAACCGCGGCAGGAGUGACACAUGGGUGAUCGUUCUCCUUGUCUUCUCCAGUUCCAUAUUCUCCAGUGCCGCAUAUUUCCUGUGGCGCGUUAUUUCGUUCCCCCAGGUCAGCAAUCUCGAUGCCACUUUGAUUGGCGUUGCCAUGACCUCUGCCGCUUUUCUGUGCGCCUUUGGUAUUGCCAGCGGCCGCGGCAAUCCCGUCGAGUCCUCCCUCCUCUUCGCCUACGCCGUGCUCUGCGUCUACCAAAUUUUCACCGAUUACCAGCCGUCACCUGAGGCCGCGGCCGCCGCAGAACAAGCGGCGGCAGCGCAGCCCGACUUCCCGCCGCUACCCCCUAUCAUCAUGGCCUCAUACUCGACUUUGAUGCACAUGCUGAGCAACCUCCCCUCAGCUGUGAACUCAUCCUUCCAAUUCCUCUAUGCCGCCUUUCAAACCAUCACUCCCAGCGUCAUAAUCUCACUAACAUACCGUAUCAUUGUUUUCUACUGCGCCACGAGGAUCAUCCCAGCCGUUAGGGAAUUGGGGGCCACGGCGAUCAUGGAGGAGCCCACUCUGGAGGACACGGAAGGUGCGAACCGCCUGAUCGGAUUCCUCAGCUGGUUCUCGCCGUCCAUGCUCAUCGCCGUCUACACGAGCCUGCUCCUGCAGCAUUUCAGCGUCUCCAGCGGUGACGAUGCCGGAUGGACAUUACGGGCUGGGGACGCCGGCGGCAGCACAUGGCGGUGGGUCAACAUUGCGGCUACGAUGGGGUUGUAUGCUGUGGAGUUGUACCUCGGAGGGGACGGGGACGGUGGCGCCCACUGGAAGACGGACUAAGAAGGAUAACCCCCAAACAUGACAUGAUCAUGGAAUCGGCACGUGUCAUCCUGCACCCAAGGCUCAGGGACACUGCGAUUGAAGUGAAUACAGCGCCAGAAGGGCCGGAAU
Messenger RNA from Chaetomium strumarium, 1890 nucleotides. Its product is annotated as ICE2-domain-containing protein. The coding region runs from base 469 to 1779 and encodes 436 amino acids. Gene Ontology annotation, biological process: endoplasmic reticulum inheritance. The transcript has 2 exons. Gene Ontology annotation, cellular component: cortical endoplasmic reticulum; perinuclear endoplasmic reticulum; endoplasmic reticulum membrane. The record is from RefSeq and is a predicted model, not a curated record. NCBI's taxonomy places the organism in Eukaryota, Fungi, Ascomycota, Sordariomycetes, Sordariales, Chaetomiaceae.